Molecule: messenger RNA, 1527 nt
Organism: Phoenix dactylifera (date palm)
Lineage: Eukaryota; Viridiplantae; Streptophyta; Magnoliopsida; Arecales; Arecaceae
Biological process (GO): membrane organization; endoplasmic reticulum tubular network organization
Cellular component (GO): membrane; endoplasmic reticulum
Source: RefSeq, a predicted model, not a curated record
CAUCCAUACAGCCGUGAUCGUUCCGAAAGGUUUGGAGUGCUUCAAGAUCCGUGCAGAUCUCGAUCCGACGGGCGACGUCGCGAAAGAAGAUCGAUAAUUCUUACGCGCGAAAGAUACAACCCGAACCCUGGCCGAGGGAGCGGUCGCAGCUGCCGCCCGCUGCUGUUCUCGGGGUUCUGUUUAUUUUCCUCCGGCUAAGCCGGUUGACCGCAUCGUUCCGAAGAGCGCGAUGGGGGAAGGCGAUGACGAUCCGCAGAGGAUAAAGAAGAUUGCGGCGGCGGCGUAUGACUACGAGAGCGAUCCCCGAUGGUCGGAGUACUGGUCGAAUAUCCUCAUCCCUCCCCAUAUGGCCUCUCGAUCCGACGUCGUUGACCACUUCAAGCGCAAGUUCUACCAGCGCUUCAUCGACCCCAAUUUUGUGGUUGAGGCAAUGUCCUCAACUAGUGCCUCCUCUCAGUCAACUAGACCAUCGGUGAGAUCUUCAUCAUCUUCGGCUACAGAAAAUGCAAGGCCUCAUAGCUCAGGAUCUGGUACGACAACAUCUGCACCACCAGGGAGGAAUGCAAAUUCCUUGCAGCUGGAUCAACGGACUAUACAUUUUUCUGUCAAUGCUUGGGUAUUAUUUGUUGCUGUGCUUGGGAUCCUUCCAGUUGUGCCAAGACAUCUUUCAAACAAGGCAUAUCGAUUGUCCUUGCUGGGCACCACAUGCUCCUCAUUUUAUUCUUUGUACAUUCUCUAUGGGAAACCAAGGGCAUGGAAUCUACCUGCCAUUCAAGCAUGGUUUCAAACUGUGAUAGCAACCAAAGAUUUCAUCCGUUUAAUAUACAGCCUCCUGUUUGUUACAUCUCAACUACAUUUCAAGUUUGCUUUGGUACCUGUCCUUUGCUGGGCACUUGAACAUGUUGCCAAAUUCCUUAGGCGUAAUUUUGCACAUUCCUCUUUGUACAGGAAGUACUUGGAGGAACUUUGUUUGUGGGUGGAGAGUAACGCUAAUACACUUGGCAUUCUGAGUUCACAUGCUGAGAUUUCACUGGGUUUUCUUUUAAUUAUGUCGCUGUUCUCGUGGCAGCGCAACAUAAUUCAGACAUUCAUGUACUGGCAGCUGCUGAAACUCAUGUACCAUGCUCCUACAACUGCCGGCUAUCACCAAAGUAUGUGGUCCAAGAUUGGUCGGUCUGUCAACCCUUACAUCGACCGGUACGCCCCAUUCUUGAACACCCCCAUAUCUGCUGUCCGCAGAUGGUGGUUCAGGUAGAAGGAAGACUGGAUAGCAAAGGAAUGAGAAGAAAUUUGAAGAUUACCAUCUUUACUAUCUGAAGAAAAUCUUGGCAUGGGAAAAAGUAGCUCUGUUUCAGAGAAAGCAAAACCUUUCACAAGUUAUAACUUGCUUUCCCCUUUCACUGCGCACGAUUUUACUCUUUUUGUCUAUGCUACAGUCCGUUAUGAAAAGUAUCUUUUGCAAACCUGAGUUUUUGUAUCAUUCACAUAUUGAAAUUGUGGCUGCAACACCAUGCUAGUUAUCAGCAA